AUGCAGUGGGCAUCGCUUGCUGUUGUGCUUCUACCGCUCGCCGUUCUCGCAUUCCCGUAUGAUUAUUUCGAGGAUGAUCAGCAGCAACGAUUCGCCGAGCUGGAAGAUGGGCGGCUCAAUGAGCCCGCUAACGCGCUAGAUGAUAAGAUCGAAAUUUUGGCGACUGACAAGCCAUUGGGACAAGUGAGCGGACUCGCCGUCAAUCCGAAAGGCGAUCUCGUCGCGUUCCAUCGCGCGAAUCGAGUUUGGGACGAGAAGACGUUCAACGAUGAUGAGACACUGGCGAAAGGUCUCGCCGCGAUCAAGAACAACACGAUUGCGGUGAUGAGUCAAGAGGGAAAGGUGCUCGAUGAGUUCGGCGCCGAUUUGUUCUACAUGCCGCAUGGAUUGACGAUUGAUUCGAAGGGAAACCUUUGGGUUACCGACGUCGGUAGUCAUCAGGUGCACAAAAUCGAUGGAGCGACGAAGAAGAUCGUGAUGAGUCUCGGCGAGAAGAUGGUGCCGGGAAACGACGCGAAGCACUUCUGCAAACCGACCGACGUCGCCGUCGCCUCCAACGGACACUUCUUCGUCGCCGAUGGCUACUGUAAUAGCCGUGUGCUGAAAUUCGACGCCGCUGGAAACCUCAUCGCGACGAUUGAUGCUGCCAUUGAAUCGGAACAACCUGACGAAUUCGUCGUGCCGCACUCAAUUUCGCUCAUCGAAGACUUGAACAUGAUCUGCAUUGCUGACAGAGAGAAUCAGCGUGUGCAAUGCUUCUCCGCCGGACUCGCCGAAGGACAUCGUUCAGUGCCGACUGGAAUCCCAAUCACCGCCGCCAACGACAUCGGAAGGGUGUACGCGAUUCGUGAGCGCGAUCACUACUUGAUUGGCGUCACUGGCGAAAGCGAAGACGUCGAACCGCAAUUGUUCACAAUCGAUAUGAAUUCGGGAACCACUAACACAUUUGCCAAGGGAAUCGAGAACGCUCACGCACUCGCCAUAUCCGCUGAAGGAAACGUCUUCGUCUCUCAACUCGAGCCGAGCAGAAUCCUCAAACUUUCACUCGUUUAA
Caenorhabditis bovis is the source of this 1053-nucleotide messenger RNA. NCBI's taxonomy places the organism in Eukaryota, Metazoa, Nematoda, Chromadorea, Rhabditida, Rhabditidae. The record is from the annotation of a GenBank genome assembly.